CACCUGUCAUCCCCCUCGCAUCACUCUCUCUCCCUCUCUGCCCCAAACCCCAACAAAACAGCACCAAAAGGAAGACAACAGAGAGAGAGAGACCGAGAAAAUGGCGCCAAAAUCCCUAGCUUUCUCGGGGAUCGCUCCGUCUAAUUUCGCCGUGUUUCUGGUUGCAAUGCUGCUUUGUUCGCGGCCAAUCAGAGCCGGCCACGACUACCACGACGCUCUACGGAAGGGCAUUCUGUUCUUCGAAGGCCAACGCUCCGGCAAGCUCCCUCCCGAUCAACGCAUCCGAUGGCGCCGUGACUCCGCUUUGCGAGAUGGCUCCUCCGCCGGGGUGGAUUUGACGGGAGGUUACUACGACGCCGGAGACAACGUGAAGUUCGGGUUCCCGAUGGCGUUCACCACGACAAUGCUGUCGUGGAGCAUCAUCGACUUCGGGAAGACGAUGGGACCUGAGCUGAAGAACGCCGUCAAAGCCGUGAGGUGGGGGACGGACUAUCUUCUGAAAGCGACGGCGAUUCCAGGCGUAGUCUUCGUUCAGGUGGGAGACGCGUACUCUGACCACAACUGCUGGGAGAGGCCGGAGGACAUGGACACCCUCCGUACAGUCUACAAAAUAGACAAGGCCCAUCCCGGUUCUGACGUCGCCGGAGAGACCGCCGCCGCUCUCGCUGCCGCCUCCAUCGUCUUCAGGAAACGCGACCCUUCCUAUUCCCGUCGCCUUCUCGAUCGAGCCGUUAGGGUAUUCGCGUUCGCAAACAAGUACAGGGGGGCGUACAGCUCGAGUCUUUACCACGCGGUGUGCCCGUUUUACUGCGACUUCAACGGGUAUCAGGGUGGAUGGAUGCAGGACGAGUUGCUGUGGGGAGCGGCUUGGCUGCACAAAGCGUCGAGGAGGAGAGCGUACAGAGAAUACAUAGUGAAGAACGAGGUGGUGCUGAGGGCUGGCGAUACCAUCAAUGAGUUUGGUUGGGACAACAAGCAUGCCGGCAUUAAUGUCCUCAUCUCCAAGGAGGUGUUGAUGGGGAAAGCAGAAUAUUUCGAGUCUUUCAAGCAAAAUGCAGACGGUUUUAUCUGCUCUAUAUUGCCUGGGAUUUCUCACCCACAAGUCCAAUACUCUCCAGGGGGGCUGAUGUUCAAGACGGGAGGGAGUAACAUGCAGCAUGUAACGUCGCUCUCAUUCCUGAUGGUGGCAUAUGCCAACUAUCUCAGCCACUCCCGGAAGGUGGUUCCAUGCGGCGAGCUGACGGCUUCACCAUCCCUCCUCCGUCAAGUGGCGAAGCGGCAGGUGGACUACAUCCUCGGCGACAACCCCUUGCGCCUCUCUUACAUGGUCGGCUACGGUCCCCGUUUCCCACACCGGAUCCACCACAGGGGCAGCUCCCUCCCAUCCGUGGCGGCCCACCCCUCCCCUUUCAGAUGCAAGGACGGCACUUCUUAUUUCCUCAGCCCAGGCCCAAACCCAAACCUUCUGGUGGGAGCCGUCGUUGGUGGCCCCAACAUCACCGAUGCCUUCCCAGACUCAAGGCCCUUCUUCCAACAGUCUGAGCCCACCACUUACAUCAACGCCCCUCUCCUCGGCCUCCUCUCCUUCUUCUCUUCCCACCCUUCUUGAUCUUAUCUUCUUCUUCUUCUCUCUGUAACUGUAUUCUAGUCCCUCGACCAAAAAAACAAAAAACUGUAUUCUAGUCCUCUCCUCUAUAUAAUAUUAACAUGAGGAAAAUCCUUCUUUUUAACCUCUCUCUCCUUUAAUAAUAUUAAUUUGAUUGCA
Molecule: messenger RNA, 1765 nt
Organism: Tarenaya hassleriana
Lineage: Eukaryota; Viridiplantae; Streptophyta; Magnoliopsida; Brassicales; Cleomaceae
Product: endoglucanase 8
Exons: 7
Coding region: 101-1609 (502 amino acids)
Biological process (GO): carbohydrate metabolic process
Molecular function (GO): hydrolase activity, hydrolyzing O-glycosyl compounds
Source: RefSeq, a predicted model, not a curated record